UUUGAAGGUCAAAACAUCACACCAAAGGGGCCAAAAUGUGCCACGCGUCACAUUACUGAACGUGCGUGCGCAGACUCGCCAGGUCACCGCCUCACGCGCAGUUGCUCCAUCAGGUACUCCCCUCCCACACUCCCGCUUUGCUCUCUCUACCAUGAGACGGGCUACUCCACCGUUCCAGGUCCUCGCCGCCGCCGCCGCUUCUGACGCCAACGCCGCCAUUAUGUUUCCGAAUAAGCAUCCUCGUGGACGGGGAAGAGGAUUCUUCAACCGUCCCUAUUCCGGUGGGAGGCAACAGCUUGUGACUGGCGACGAGCACUUCCAGUCAGUCCAUGAUGUCAAUUCGGGGUACCGGCGAGAAGAAAGCGGAAGCUUCGCGAACCCCCGGCGAGACCGGAAUCCACCUUUUAAUCCAAGACCUUCCCCACCUUACCAUCGGAACCCACAGUUUCGUCACCCUUCUCCUUCUAAUCAUGCUCAACAGUUUCGUCACCCUUCUCAUCACAAUCAUGCUCAACAGUUCCGUCAUCCUCCUCCUCACAAUCACUCUCCUCCUUACAAUAGAGCUCAAAAGGUUCGACCGCGGCCUCCGGAUUACCGAGAUUGGGAGUAUGCUGCUACGCCACCUCCCCCUGAUUGCGACCGGUUUAUAAUUCUUUCAUAUAAUAUAUUGGCUGACUACCUUGCUAUUGAUCACCGGAGCAAACUUUACUCUCACAUACCUCCUUGGAUGUUGGACUGGCAAUGGAGAAAGAGAAAUAUACUUUUUGAACUUGGAUUGUGGUCGGCUGAUAUCAUGUGUCUACAGGAGGUUGAUAGAUUUGAUGAUUUGGAGGAGGAGUUGAAGCACCACGGAUACAGCGGCAUCUGGAAGAUGCGUACGGGUAAUCCAGUUGAUGGUUGUGCGAUCUUUUGGCGAACAUCAAGGUUCAAUUUGCGGUAUGAAGAAUGCAUUGAGUUUAAUAAGAUGGGGCUUAGGGACAAUGUCGCUCAGAUAUGUGUGCUAGAGUUAACAAAUCAAGAUAGAUGUCCACCAUCAAGCCCAACGAGCUCUAAUAAAGUUGUGAUUUGUAAUAUACACGUUCUUUACAAUCCCAACAGAGGAGAAAUAAAGCUUGGUCAGGUUAGAGUGCUACUGGACAGGGCUAAGGCUGUUUCUAAAAUCUGGGAUGAUGCUCCAGUUGUUAUCUGUGGGGAUUUUAAUUGUACUCCAAAGAGUCCAUUGUACAACUUUAUUUCAGAACAAAAGUUAAAUUUGGCCGGACUAGAUAGGGAUAAAGUAUCAGGACAAGCUUCUGCUGAGAUUCGCAAACCAAGGCUUAAUGUCCCUAAUUCUAGUGAAAGAUCUGCAAAUGGUUCUGUUCAAGACAUAUCUGCUCUGGGUAGCAAGGAAGUUUAUGUUGAACAAAAUACUUGUUCCUCAGACAUGCAGAAGUCGGACAAUCAAGGUAACAUGGUGGAAAGUCAGUAUAAUCAGAUUGCAUCGGAUAUGUCUACUAAGUCUUCUACAGAUGUGCAAAGUGAAGAUGGGAGCGGUGCUUCAUAUAAUGCAGAGUAUAUUCAGCAUACUACUGUAGACAAUUAUAUGGCUAGCAAUGAAGCUGAUGGUGCAAAAGAAGAGUCCAUUGCAUCUUCUAAUGAAGAAAAAAUAUCAGAGGCCGUCUCUUCUUCAAAUCCAGAAUCAGCGAGUGAACAAUUCAACUUGGAUAUUCCUAAAGGAAAUAAACACACUGAGUUUGGCAAUUGCUCACCCUCCCUUGGUGAAGACAAUCAAUCUUUCGGGGUUGAAUUAAAUCCUGAGUCAUCAGAGCUGCCCGGUGUAGAAAUUUCUUCAACUAACCCUUCUAGUCAGAUGUUAGUUUCUGAUUCUAUUAAAACCUCUCAUUUGACAUAUGAAAAAAGCCCAUCAUUUGAGCUGACAUCUGAUGUCCAAGUGAGUGGCACUUUAACCUCAUAUCAAGCUGACAAAUCAUGGCAAUCUGCGGACAAUGACCUUUCAUUAGAUGAGAAACUGGAGAAACUAUCCCUUGAUGAGGUGGAUAAAGAUAUAUUGGGCGGUGAAAAUAGUAGGGAAGAUAUUGAUGCCUUUACAUCCGCAUUACAUAAUGAUCAAGAAGGGUUCCUGCCGUCAUUUGGGACAGAUCUUGAAAAGUCAGAGAGUACCACUUACAAUCCAUCCUUGUGGACUUCUACGGAGAUAGAGACUGCAACAGGCAACUCAGAUUGCACCUUCUUGGAGCACUCUCUGCCUCUGAGGAGCACCUAUGUUGAAGUUAUGUAUUGUCCGGGAACUAGGGACCCUAAUGGAGAACCCUUGGUGACCAGUUAUCAUCGACGCUUCUUGGGUACUGUUGACUACAUUUGGCGAUCUGAUGGUCUCCAGACGAUUAGGGUGCUUGCUCCGAUACCCAAACAUGCUAUGGAAUUCACUCCAGGAUUCCCAACAAAGAAGUGGGGUAGCGAUCAUAUUGCAUUAGUUUCCGAAUUGGCGGUUGUGAAAGGUGUUGCCGAUGUCAGCGCGGGCAUUCAAUAGCAAUUUACUCAGUAAUUUACUCAACUUUCCUUUAAUUUCUCUUUCUUUCUUUUUUUUCCCCCCUCCCCUUCUGAUAAGAAUGUAACUUUUCAAUUUUGAAAUCGCCAAAUUUGGUUCUGAGGAAAUGUUUUAGGUUGAGAGGUCCGGUCAACGUAUUUUAAGGAUAAGAUGUAUCCCAGCCGUAUAUCUUUGUAAUUUCAUUAAUUUAGUUAUCCUCAAAUCGAUGUUGUGGUUGUAAAUAAAAUAGAAAAGAAGUAGAAGUUGGGGCUAAGGGGCUAGAUUAUUUUAGGGGAAAA
Molecule: messenger RNA, 2826 nt
Organism: Neltuma alba
Lineage: Eukaryota; Viridiplantae; Streptophyta; Magnoliopsida; Fabales; Fabaceae
Product: carbon catabolite repressor protein 4 homolog 6
Exons: 17
Coding region: 152-2530 (792 amino acids)
Molecular function (GO): 3'-5'-RNA exonuclease activity
Source: RefSeq, a predicted model, not a curated record